ACCAACAUGGCGGCGGAUUUGAAGUUGCAAGGUCAGAAGACAAGUGGGGAUUCCAGGACUAACGGUGGCGGUGAUUUGUGUAAUAUUCCUUGUUUAAGGCUACCAAAGCCGUUAGGAUAUGGAAUCAUUGCUUUAACAUCGUUAACCUGCUAUAUGAACAGCUUGGACUAUGAUUUGGUUCACGAUGAUGUUUUUGCAAUCAAGGAGAACUCAGACGUUCGUCCCGACACUUCACUUUAUAAUUUGUUUAUGAAUGACUUCUGGGGCAAGCCGAUGUGGAGUAAUACAAGCCACAAGUCUUACCGACCACUUUGUGCGCUAACUUUUCGAAUGAACUACAUGAUCCAUGGGUUAAAUCCUUUUGGCUACCAUGCAGUGAACAUCAUUUUGCAUUGUAUGGUUUCGUUGUUGUACACCUUUAUGUGCGAUGUGGUGGCUUUCAAAUCAAGUGUUUUAGCACUUUUUGCUGGACUCCUCUUCACUACACAUCCUGUUCACACAGAAGCUGUUAGUAAAAGGCUUUCUAUUUUGUUGAUUCCACUGUAUAAUCAGUCAUUAGGCCCCAUUUAACGUCGAACUUUUCAUGUACUAAACUUAAAAAUUACUUGGGUCGACCCAAAUGAUAUAAAUUUGACAUUUUAUUCAAGCGUUAAACUUUAUUAGACGGGUCAAUUCAUUUUCACCAUGUACAAUGAUCUACACCUGCUUACCAGUCAAAAUAAAUUGUGUGGUUCCAAAAAUUAUCCAUACCUUCCCCAUGGAAGGGAUUUUUCCUUAGACCCUUCCCCCACCCCUCUGGAAAUUCCAGUCAAGCUUCAUACAUUUACUUAAAUUUUUGGGCUUUUGAGAACCCCCCACCCCCUAAGGAAUUUUCAAUCCCUUCUGUGGGGGGAGUAUGGAUAUUUUCUGGAACUACACAUUAGAGUAAUUUAUGCAUUAGAUUUGGCAUUUGAAAAGCAUAGCGAUUGAAACAAAGUCGUUCUGAGGUCAAAAUUCCCAUGUGAGUCACUUGAACUUAAUUCAUGGGUCGAGCCAAAUUACUCCUGUGGGACUUGAUUGAUUCAAACGUCAAUCUUUUCAUGUAGUGACUACUUAAUUGAGGGGAUUAGGUUAGGUGAGUGAAACUUUCAACAAUUGAACUGAGCCUUACUUCAGUACUGAUUAUGGUAUGAGGGUCAAGAUGAUGGCAGCUGGGUUUCUUAUUAUAGAUUUACCAGUUGUUUUGCUACAAUGUCAAUUCACUGAAAGUUGUUUCACUGCAUAUCAAAAUCAUUUGCAAAAAUGUCUUUUCGCAUGAGUUUGGAAAAUUUGCAAAAACAACUUGGUUGCUUCUGAAAGAACUGGCCCCAGUUGUUCAAAGGGUGGAUAGUGCAAUGGUUUCCAGAAGUGUUAAGGAAACCAUUGCACUAUCCACUUCCGCUGGUUAGUGAUUCAUCCAGUGGAUUUAUAACGCUGUCCAACGUUUGAACAACAGGCCCCUGUUGGUUUGUUACCCCUAGUGCAUAACAUCAAACUUAACAAUCUUUAGACUGAGAGGUCCAUUCCUAUGGUACCAAUUGAAAGAGAUAUGAAGCAGACUCAGGCUGUUACAGGUAGCAAAGAAAGCCAGUUUUACAGCCUGCCAUUUACGCAAGCUGUAGCUAGCAUCUACUAGCCCAAGAGACAUUUGGACUCGCCCGAAAAAUUUUUUUGAUGAGCUGGAAUGAUUGCAGUUUUUCUAUAUUUUGAAUUUCCCAAAAAACUUCACUUACCCAUCUGUCAAGUUUGGCACAGAACUCGGUAGCCUGAUCACAAAGUCCACUAGCCCUGAGCUAUCAGACAUGACUUUCUUUGCAUGCUGUGUUAGUCUUGCCAUAAUGAAAGUAUUGCUUAGGGGCUUUUUAUGUUAUUGAGCCAUAACAAUGAAACUAUUUUGUCAACUGUAUAAACUUAAUUGCUAUCAAAAAUUUUCAUUGCAAGUUAAUUUGUUUAGAAUUGGUACAUCCCCGGGCAGUGAAAGUCAAUUUAAGCCACAUCCACAAAACAAGAUUCUGGUACCUUUGGGAGGUGUUAAAUUUAAGUUAUCAUCAUUUUCACUGGAAAGUACCCCAGGGCUUUAGUCUCUUAUGGCAAUUAAAUCCUUGCUACACACCAGUGUGCUUCUGAUGCAUUAUUUUAUUAUUUCUUAGGUGACAGGUGUUGUGGGACGUGCUGAUGUAUUGGCAUGCUUGCUAUUUCUACUUUCAUUCCUUUCUUUUGUGAGGUACUGAAAACUGCUUUUAAUCAUAGAUAUACCAUCUUCUCAAAACUUUUUACUUUUUCUUCCAAAAAUGAGAGUGCAUUUACUUCGUCAAGUAAACUCUCACUAAACAGCAGAGUAAAAAAAGCCAUCCUUAAUAGCGUCUGUAGAUAACUUUACUGAAGGAACAUAGCACAUAAUUGAAAAAUUGAAAUAUGAGAGAUUUAUAUGUAAGUAUUUUCAAAAAUAUAAAGGGUGGAUUCAUUUUUAGUGUACCCGUUUAGCUCAGAGCUGUCAUUAAGAGCUGCGGGCCGGGGAUUUCCCCUGGCUACUUAUUGGAAAAUAGUAGAAAAAUAGAACCAAAAGAAAUCUCUAGCUCUUUGAUUCCACGCCUACUUGUUGUAUUUACCCAGCAACUUGAAAUCUUAGUGACAACCAUGAUUUAGCUGUAACAGUUUGUUAGGUCACCAGCAAUGUUAUAUCUACAAUGGAAUCCUAAUUCUUUUAACUACCUUGGGAAAAACAAGUUAGUCCAGUUAUUCAUUGAGGUAUAGGAUCCCUUGAUAGGUUUCUUGAGGGACUGGUUUGAGGUGUACACUGUAACUUCUUUAUCUUUCCAUUGUGACUGACAGAUCAACCAGAGAGAGGACCUAUUGGUGCAACAUGUACACAAUUCUUUGUGUGAUGUUUGGUUCGAUGGCAAUGCUUGUAAAAGAGCAUGGUAUAACUGUAUUUGGUGUCUGCGUCAUCUAUGAUUGUCUUUUAAUCCAUAAAAAGUUAAUAUGGAGGUUAGAAUCUAAGAUACCAUUCUCAUUUAGUUAACUAUUGGCUAGUCUGGUAUAGAGCCGUUGUUUUUGUCGUCAUGCAACGCUUCUCCCAGGGGGAGGAGAAUUGGAUGACGAUACAAACAACAGCUGUAUAGCAUACUAACUAUUGGCUCUCUAUUGCUAAGAAUGAUUCUUUUAAGUUUUUGGUGUAAUAAAAAAUCCUAUUUUUAAUUUUUCGUACCGCCAAAUCUCUGCGAAACAAAGUCAAUAGUCCACAUUCAAGGGUACCUGUAUUAUAGAGGUGGGGAUUGUUUGAAGUUUGGUAUCUUUGGGACCAAGGGGAGACCUGUUUCAAAUAAAGAGGUGUGCGAAAUAGGAGUUGAACAUAAAAAAGUCACUACAUUUAGAGGCAAACUAGUACAUCUUUUAUGAAUAUUCAUUAAGCUUUUUUUCUGUUUCUGUACCUGCAGGUUUAUAACCAAUAGAGCAGAGUUACCCUUGGAAAGUGAAACAGUAAAACCUCUUUUGUUUAGGAUAAUAAUUCUUUCAACCACAGUGAGUAUAGUUUAUUUGCUUAAGAUUUACUUUAUUACAUCUGUGGCUCAUGCAUGGUUGCCUUUUACACAACAUGUAGCAAACAGUGUAUCUUAAGGUUACUACUACUACUACUACUACUACUACUACUACUACUACUACUACUACUACUACUACUACUACUACUACUACUACUGCUACUGCUACUGCUACUGCUACUGCUACUGCUACUGCUACUGCUACUGCUACUGCUACUGCUACUGCUACUGCUACUGCUACUGCUACUGCUACUGCUACUGCUGCUGCUGCUGCUGCUGCUGCUGCUGCUACUACUGCUACUGCUACUGCUACUGCUACUACUAAUAAUAAUUUUGAUAAUUAUAAUAAUAAUGAUAAUAAAAAUAUCUCUUAUUUUCAUGUUGGGUUUGCGCGAGGUUUUACAAAAAAAGAGCUUGCUGCUUGUCGAGAAUUGCUUGAGCCAUGCGCGAAGGAAGGAAACCAAAUGAUAGCCUGGUUCUGAGACUUGAAUCUGGACUAUCAUCAGAUCCGAACUUUCUAACGUGUUAUCACUUAGACUACCACACCUCCCAAGUGAGUGAAUCAUGCAGACGCUGUUACAUUCAGUACUGAUAUAUGCUGUUUCAUCAAUCCUUCCUACAGGUUGUUGCUCUAAUGAUUUUUAGGGUAUGGAUGCUUGGAGGUCAUCUUCCAUACUUCACCAAACAAGACAACCCUGCAUCGUUCUCAGACUCUCUAGCCACUCGUAUAAUGACCUACUGGUAUCUAAUUGCCUUCAACUCUUGGCUGCUUCUCUCACCAAGUGUCUUGAGCUAUGAUUGGCAAAUGGGUAGCAUACCACUUGUGGAAUCACUUUGGGACUCUCGUAACUUAGCAACGCUGAUGUUUAUUGUGAUAGCUGUACUUUUGGUUUACUCUUCGGUGGUGUCCAACAAAACUGACGUGAGUACAGAAGACUGACCCUCCUCCCCUGGGACCCCUCCCUUUGCAGUGCUCAUUGUACAAACUUCCUAUAGUGAGACAUAUUCUGUCUACUGCUUAAAAAAGGGAAAACUGACUGAAUAAAAGGGUCAUUAUUGUGAAAUGCAGGAAAGAUGUCAGGUACAAGGUAACGUCCCUUGCGACCCAGUAACUUCAAGACAACAUGCGUGGCGCCCAAAACUACGGCCGGUUAUCGUAAUAACUGAUACGUAUUUUUUAUUUGGUUUGUAUUAACCCAAAAAGAAGCCCUGUCAACCAUAAAAUCCCUGUUCACGGUGUCUGCCUAUUGUAGCGUAAAUUGCUCAUUUGUGGGUCGUGGGCAUAUUUUAAUGGGAGAUUAUCUAAUCCGAGCGACUGUUAUUUGCAGAUCUGUGAAAUUCUUGAAUUCUAUGCUAUAUCAAUGACCUUUUUAUCACCGUUUCAGAAUGCCUUCCCCGGUGGCUACCACUUCUUCGUGUUUUUGCAAAGAUUCGUUUGUUUUUUCUUUAUGACGCUCCAUUUUACCUGAGAUAUUUGUCCGAGUUAUGUAAGUGCGCGUAUUAUAGCGUGUAAAACGUUUAUAUCCUACGGAACUGUCAGCUGCAAUAAAGAUGUUUCCAUAUUUUGACAACGUAUGUUUAAUUAACCUUUCUACUCGUGAUUGAUGGAGUCUUGUGGGGAUUCUAACGUUUGAGUCUGGGAAGGAAAUCUUGCGGUGUGACCGUCCAUAUGGAACCUCCUUUUGAGUACCUUCACAUUGUGCUAUUUUUAUUCUUCAGCAUUUAAAAAAAAUAAAAUUUGGAAAUUUUGUCGAAUACUGACUUAAAACAAUUUUAGGAGUGUAAGGGUUAAGAGACAUUUCUUCGCUUAUUGUGAGAAUUUUACUCAGGUUAAAUCCACUCUUUCUGACGGUUCCUUUUACAGCCUGAAGAACAGGAUAUUCUCGUGCUGUCCCUGGCCUUGUUGGUCGUUCCUUUUCUUCCAGCGUCAAACCUUUUCUUCAGAGUAGGAUUUGUGGUUGCAGAAAGAAUUUUGUAUGUACCAAGGUAAAAAUCGACUGAAGUUUAUAGCUUCUUUAUAAUUAAUAUAGACUUACAUGAAAGAAAACACUGCUGAUCGGCUCUAAAAUUAGUCGAGACAAUUAAUUUCUCAACGGCAUUUCUCACUUUUUGCCGACACUAUCUGUUACAAAAAGGAAAAAGCGAGUCCUCCCUUCCCUACUCCCCCAAUAUAAUGUUGUUCUCCUGUUCAAACAAGUCACCAUUGGUUAGGGAUUGAGGUGGGGUGGGUGUAGAUUGUUUUGUUACCCGAUCCAUGGUCCAUCGACGACAGUCUAAGCAUAGUCUAAGCAUUUGUGUCGCUGAUUGUGUCUUUUUCAAACUUAUUACUAAUUCACCAGCCGUGACUUUCUGACAUGUCUGGAUAACUGCAGGACAAGUGCACCAUUUGCAGUGACUACUUUUAUUGAUUUUGCGGAAACAAUGCCCCUAAUGCUCAUAACAACAGGAGGUCCUGGUUACAGGAACCUUAGCCAUUGUCGUCAAAUCGCUAUGUUUGAGAAAAUAAUCCUAUAAUCGAAGCAUUGUUUUAUCGCAAUUUUAAACACCUUUGAAGUUCGCCAACUCUUGUUCCGUAUUUGAUAUGUUAUGGAACACUCUUUCUUAUUGAUGUAAUACUUAAAUACGUGUUUGAUUGAAUGGUGCCAUGAUGUCUUUCAUUUAUUUUUGUAGCAUGGGGUUCUGCCUACUGAUUGUUUGCGGGCUUAAUAGACUGGCCUCGUUUGCAAGAAGUGACAGAACAAUUUUUAACACGGAUAAAACGAACAAUGGUCAACGAACGAAAGCUUCGACAUUUUCAGAAGCGUCAUCAACGACAAAGCUACUGCAAAAGACCUUACUACUAGUAUUUUUUAUGCUGACUGGACUUUUUUGUUGGAAAGUUAUUGUCCGUAACCGAGUGUGGAGAAACAGAGAAUCCUUAUUUAGGUGAAUCUUAAUAAUGUCUUUUUUCAUGAAUACCUCAGUUGGUAUAAAUAGUGAUUUCAUAGUUGCUUUGACUUUGCAUUAAAACUUCAACUAACCUUUAUUUAUAGAUCUGGGGUUGAAACCCUUCCUCACAAUGCCAAAGCUCACUAUAACUACGCUAAUUUUUUAAAGGACGUUGGAAGGAGCAAGGAAGCUGUACACCAUUAUGAAACAGCGCUAAGGUGAGUCUUUUUUCAUGAAUGCCGUAUCACUGGCGGUACGUUGAACUGAACAUCUUCGUAGGAGCGGUUUUGGACAAGUAUUUGUUUGUAUAUACAUGUAAAUAAGCUUAGGUCUAUGUUUUGCUUAAAAUGCCGUUAGAACAUGCUUUUAAAAUUAGUACUAGAUUUCGCUUAAGUCCACUUUCAAGAGAUCGAUAGUCAGGGGACUCCACUAAAACAUACUUCAAGAAGUCUAAGGUAAAGUAGUUACGUUGUUUUGGAAGAAAAGAAAAGAAAAAUCUUGAGUUGGUAGAGAGUGUACUGUGGGUAAAUGCUAACGUAACGAUUUCGCUGCCUUAUAGAGUCAAGUAUUUCUAAAAGAACCAUGUUUUUCUUUUUGGGGUGUGGGGUUUCCGUUAAUGUACUGGUAUGUUUUGUUUUCCCUACUGAGAUCACUUGAUGUUCUCAGGGCCUGUUUACAUGAGAUGAGCGAGCCCGGUUGGCCGGGAUGGCUCGGCUUAUCGUUCUGUUUAUAUAUGAUUGGGGUAGUUUGGUGGUGACACCUAUUCGCGCGUAAAUACGCCGUCUCAAAUUUACUCCUCACAGAAAUAUUAUUGUCUAUUUCUAUCUUUAGGUUGGCCCCUGAUCAUGUUAGCACUCAUAACAAUCUCGGUACACUCUUGGAAAACAAUGAGGUGUGUCCAACAAAUUUUAAAACUCUUUUCUUGCUCAAAGACAAACAAUUAAACCUCCGUCCAGAUUCGAACCCAGAACCUCCUUGGGUCGGGUUCUGUAUCCUCCAAGCUACAGAGAGACUCGUGGGGGGCCGAGCAAGGCCAUUUAUUGAAUUUUUAUGUGAAACCUUCUUGCGUACUGUUACGACCAGCACUGUUGAUGGCGAAACUGCUGGGCUCCUUCUGCCUUAUUCAAUACAUGUGCUUGCUCGGCUCCCCACGAGUCUCUCUGUAGUUUGGAGGACAGAGAGACUCUUUGGGAGCCGAGCAAGGCCAUUUAUUGAAUUUUUCUUAAAAAACCUUCUUGCAUACUGUUACGACCAUUAGUGUUGAAUCAGGUUCCUUCUGUAGGUACCGAGGCACAGAUUACGUACAACAAAAGAACCAAAGGAACCAGACAAUAAAGCCCCCAGGAGAACUCUAUGGUUUGGUUCCUUUGUUUCUUUUGUGAUGACAGUACCUGCCGAAAGACCUAACUGUUGCCACAAUUUUGUGCCGAUUUUUAAAUAUAUUAAGUAGUAAAAUCUCAUUCGGAACUCCGCCCAGUAUGGAGGAAGGCCCUCUUCAUUGCCCGCCGCUGGGGAUACGAGAAGCGAUGAGAAGAGGUUGUAUUCACUGGCUAUAACUUAUAGAUAGUUACAUGUAUCACAACUUACAGUUGUUUCGCUCAUAAAGAAAAUAAUGACUGAACGAUGAACGACAAUUCCGUUUAUAUGUCUUAAUUGUCGCCUUCAGAAAGCCAUGGAGCAUUUCUAUCAAGCCAUAAGGCACGAUCCUUACCAUGCAAACUCCUACUUCAAUCUUGGAACACGUUUAGCGUGAGUACCUCAUAAUUUAAGUUUAGAUAGGUCGUAGGCAAGAACUCUUUUUUUUUUUUUUCGAAAAGGCGUGCUAGUAUACCUAGCGUCGCCUCUUAACCAUCUCCAGUUUAACGUGUAAUAAGCGACCAGGCCGCCAUCCAAACCUGCGGCGCGCAACCGCCAUUUUUGACCAACAAACCCUGCCAUUAAUAUGGGCUUAUCAACGGUACAGAUAUGCACCUCUGCCUGUUUACAGGUCUACAAAUAAUCGCAACAAUAACAGUACUGUUAUUUUUUAGAGGCGACUCUAAUAAUUUAUACACAGCGAAAAAUGACUUAACAGUGAGUACCCUUUUGUCUAAGAUAGGAUUAGAACUCCAAAUUCACCGCCAAUUUUUUGUAGCUAAGAUUUGGCAAAUGUCUAUAUGACUGAAAACGUUGUUCUAAUCGUUACAGUUGUGUAAAAAUAGUAUCCUGUUUUUUUUUCUUGUCAGGGCUUUGAAGCGUUUACCUGAAGCUGAAGCGAUGUUGAAAAAGGCACUUGGGUGAGUACAUACUGAACUAGACUCUUCCGCUCUCAUGUUACCUAAAUUGUGAUCUUAACAACAAGAAGAAAAGAUGAAAUGUUAUUUAGGAUGGGGGGAGGGGGUUGGGGCGACUCGCACGGACCUAUACAAGGCACUUUAUGCCUCCACUCUUUUUUAUGGUAGUUUUUAGUUAUUUAUUUACAAGGAUAUAUCCAGCCGGAUUUUUGAAAAACCACCUAGUACCGAAAAUUGCAGCCAUUCGACUAAAAAGGGGGCAAAAAGGCAAGGCAAAUUUCUUGCUUCCGAUAAGCCCGAAAAUCAGACUACGAAAGGAAAAGAAAAGGACAAAUAGAGCGAGAUGGGAGAAAUAAAUAGAGAAAAUCAGUGGCCGGUUGCACUCUUAGUUUUUAUAUUGUUUACUUUAGUUCUUGAACGAAAAACACUGGUUGACGGAAGAGGUCUAUUUUGGCAGUAACGUGUUCAAAAAUCCUGCUACACGUCUUUAGUUAUUUACUUGUUUGUUUGUUUCAUCUGUCAUGCCGUGUAUUCUUCGCUCGUGUUAUCCCAGUGAAAUUAGGAAAACAAAAACAAAAACAAGAAGAGAGAAACAACUAAUUGUACUUAAAUACUUUAAUCCUAAAUCUUAAAUCUGCAAACAAAACAGGAUAUAAAAAUUUCCUCCAUGCGAUGUCUUUGUUGCUUUACUCUUACAAAGUAACUCGAUGGAACCUUGUCUUAGCCAUGAUAUACUCAUAUCAGUAUUCUUCUCAUCAGAUUGAAUCCAAGUUAUCUGGAUGCGGUAAUGAAUAUCGCUGGUGUUCUCAGCGAUCAAGGGAAACUGGUUGAAGCUGAGGAGUUUUACAAAAAAGCGUUGACUUUAGAACCACAAAACGCUGACGCGCACAACAAUUAUGGCGUUUUCCUGGGUAAAAUGGGUCAGACAACAAAAGCCUUGGAGAAAUACAAAACUGCAUUAAAACUGAACCCAAGUCACUCAGUAGCUUUGGUUAACAUGGCUCGACAAUUGCGUACCUCCGGGAACAUUCAUGAUGCGGAAAAAACUUAUAAAAGGUUUGUGUAUAUAUUACCACAAAAUCCUGAUCUAAGUCACUUUGUGGCUUUGGUGAAUUGUUCACUAUUUAGAUGCCAAAAACAAAACAAAUGCUGAUCUAAUUUCUUCGGCAAGCGGGUGAUCCAGGGAUGCUAUUCUGUUUUACAGCGAAGCGUGGUUUCUUUUUCCGAGACGUAAUAAACCAAACAUCAGUGCGCUCUAUUUAUGAAGUUACAGAGCAAGGAAAUUUACGCAGUUCAAGUGAAUUAGGGCUGUAUUUGACACAGGCAGUCUAUUUAAUUCUCCUUUAUCUACGAGUUCGCCUCUAAUGUAGAAUCACAUCUUCCUAUAAACUCGUAGCUAGGGCACCGGGGUUCGACUCGCCUUUGGCGAACUGUAUUUCCACAAAGUAUGUUUUAUCCUACAAUUUUUCGCUUAAAUGAUCCUGACAACUUUGUUAGCUACAAGGGAUAUUCAAAAAUGAGGCCGUGAGCCGUAAAGCUCACGCCCAUAUUCCCGUACCCUCAAUAUCCCGCACAGGACAGCUGGCUUCCGAGGCUUUCCAAGAAACAAUGGCCAAGACACUUUAGUGACACUGUCGUUUUCUAUUAUUUAAGACUACAAUGGGUAAUUUAUUUGUUUAUUUUUACCUUAGAGCUUUAUCAAUAAAAAGAGAGCCAAGUACUUUACAGCUUCUUGGUGUUUUAUAUUACCACAAUAAUCAAUUGAAGGAAGCCGAGGCGACCUGGAAAGAAGCGCUGCAACUGGCGCCAUCAAAUGUCGAGACUCGGUCAAACUACGUGAGUGCUUUUUCUUUUUCUUUUUUUUCUCGUCGCGCAGCAAAGUUUUUGAAAGGGAUUAUUUCUUAACGUAAAACAAUACUGCGUUGUUUGGGAGUGAAACAAAGAAAAAGUAUUAACCAUAACUUAACCUCCGUAAAGAGAUUGAAAAGCUGACUUUUUAAGGGCUAGCCCUUUGUUAGAGCGAAUCCGAUUCGCCUACUUGUCACCUCAAAAGUUUGUGAUUGCCGAUAAAACAGAGUAGGCUUAGAUUAUUAUUUUGUCGCCUGGAUUUUACGUGUCUAGCCUUAGUCUAAAUAAAAAUGAUGAUUGUGGUUAAUAAAAAUGAUCGGAGCUAGCAUGCAGAGCCACUGGAAACAGGUCUAACCUUCCUAAGUCUUAAGAAUAAGUGUGUGAUGUGUGUUAAGUAGUAUAGUAGGGACCGAUCAGGCCCCUUUUCUUGCACAUUUAUUUAUGAGAAGAAGAGGUCAUCGGCGUUAAUGUAUUCCUGCGCAAAUAAAUGAGAUUCCCGCACAAAAAUGGGCCCAACCAGUCCCUAUCAUGCUAUUGUGUCUCACAAUGGUGUGUUGUCACCCAUUAUCCAUCCGGCUUGAAUCCCCCUGCCUUCCGUUUGAUGUUUUUGUCUUUUGUCACUUCGUUUCUGCAAACUUUUGAUUUCUGUUAUUUCUAUUUCCAGGCCAUUCUUCUCAGUCGAACAAACCGGCUAAGCGAGGCCGUGAAUAUUCUGAAGGGACUGGUGCAAGAUGAUCCCCAGAACCUUGCACAUUAUAAAACACUGGCUGGAAUGUAUGCUCAAAAGGGACAGGUAAAAGAGGUGAGGUGUUUAGCCUUUUAAAGGACUGUUUUGUUGUCCAUUUUUAUUUGUUAUUUUUUUUUUCGCGUUUCCUGAUUGCCGUUAAUCUGUUAUUCCCCGCUUGGGAUUUUCAGGGCGGAAAAACGUAAUGCGCAUGCGUUAACUUUUUUGCCCAGAUCCCCUGGCCGGGUUUGAAAAAAUGGCGGGAUUUCAAAACUUUUUUUGCCUAAAAAUAAAAUGUUUCCACUCAUAACCUGGAAAGAACAGGCAAUUUGUCUUCAAAAGUUGCAAGCUGUGGUUAUAACCUUGUCGUUACUUAAUUUUCUCGAAGAAUACCUCAUAGUAAAACGGACUUUAACGACAUUAUUUUCCUUGCGUUGUACUGGAAAUGUGCAUGCGUAGGUCCGAUUUUUUUCAAGAUGCAUUCACAAAAUGUGUUCAUAUAAGGAAGUUCCUGGAUAUAUAAGGUCCAGAGCUCCACUGUGGACACAAAGACAAUAUACCUUUCGACAGUGGUUUGCCCAAAAAAAUUGGCGCUUGCCCACAAUGUGUUUGAGGUCACUGAACUUUGUCGCACUCGAGCUGAUAUUUUAAAACCCUGGCUCGAUCGGACACGCGUGGUUUCUCAGAUCACUAAAAUAUAAGCAAAAUCCUCAAUGUAGAAGUUAUUGGGUUGAUAAAUGUGGGCAGAAAAAAGGUCAAUCUUUAUCUGGUAAAAUCUUCCCAAAAAUCGGUUUCAAAGCAACUAUAGUUUUUUUAAACUUGCUCGUAUCGCGCUGAUAUAUAAAUUUUGCUUUGUGUUGUCAAGUUGAACACGCAUAACAUCUAUCAAAAACCUACGUGUAGAUAGGAUUUCCUUCAAACAAAGUUAAAGUUACAUUAUUUCAAAAACUUCUUGCUGACAAUGAAGAAAUGAAUUUUCUGUACGAAAACAACCUACCUAAAGAUCUUAAAAGCAAAAGAUCAGUUGCAACUUCGCAGCCAAGCCAUGAUUCACCAAGUAGCUAUUUUCAAUAAGCUUGACUGGUCCAUGCGAGGGUCUUGGUUUAAGCAAAUUAAACUCAGCCGAUCAUUAGAAAAUACAGAAAAUUGCACAUAAGGGUUUGUUUUGCUCCCCUCUGUCAAAUCAAGCUGCAGCAAUUGUUUACCGGAAAAGAGUUAAUUGUUUUGAAGUCACUGCCGGCAGUUGUCGUUCUCUACCUCACAGCGAGUGAAAAGGACAAUUUGCAUACAGAAAGUGAUUCUUAUAAAGAACAGAAACUCUCACAGUGCACAGGAAAACAAAACUAUGAAGUGAAAAAUGGAAAAAACUAUGACUAUUAUUACUUGAGCAACAGAAAAAUGAUCUUGAGUAAGCUUGCUGGCCUUCUAUUUCCGAGAAAGUUUAAUUAAGCGCACAAGUUUGUUCACUCUGAUGCGUUAUAACAGCAAUAUGGUUCUUUGACUGAAGACAAAGAUAAAGCUGGUUCUGCAAAGGUAAUAAAUCUGGGGAUGUAAAAAAAGUAACCGUAACUACUAACAACAGAAUACAAGCGGGUUUUAAUUCAACCCAGCGAAAUCAACUCAUAAAUUAAUCGGAUACACAAUCAGAAAAUACUCGUCUCUUAAGAAAUGUUCAAAACCCUUUAUUCCACCUCAGACUGACGGAAUGAUCCGUUUUCCCUUUAACAUUGGUUGUUCUGAAUCCAAAGUAAUUUUCAAGUGACGAAAAAAAAGCAAACAUGUCAAAUAAAAAUGCUUUACAGGGAGCAAGCGUUCUCACCUCGUGCAUUUCACUCAGAACUCCAGCAACAAACAAACACAGUCAACACAGUCGUCAACACACAGAAAAGCCCGCCUUGAGCCUGCGAUAAGGAAUGCGCAGAAGCUUGCGCAGAACGUUUUUCCGCCCUGAACUUGGGAUUGCCUUUGAAGAGUAGAUGGUCUGGAGUGUGACAAGUCUUCGUCUAUAAAGGUGGUGUUACACGAGAUGAUUCGCAACGACUACUUUAAGCGCAACACAGCGUUGCAUCAUUGUAGCGACAUUGUUUCGAAUAGUUAUAACGUUGCUCCAAUAUUGCGACGCCGUGUUGCAUUAAAAAUCGUUGUUGCGAAUCGUCCCGUGUAACAUCUUUAUUUAUUUAGUUUCUUUAUUGUUUUUGUUGCAGUCACUACAAGUUAUUAACAACGCCCUUGAACUUCAUGGUGGUGACGCAGACCUUUAUUUUCAUCAAGGCAAUUUUUAUAAAGAUUUGAAGAAUAUGCAAGAGGCCCAAAAGGUUUGGUGUUUUUUAACUGUCCUUUUGAUCCACACCAUUUACCCCCUUUCUUUUCCCGCCCCUUUAUUUCUCUUCUUUGUCAAUAAUAUGGCAGCCACAUCUUUUUUGGACUCCCUAUCUUUCUCCCCUCUUCCAUUCUUCCUUAUCCAGAUUGUCCUGCUCCUUCUCUCCUCCAGUAUUUUAUUUUCCCGCUCCUCCGCCACUUUCGUACUUGUUUGUAACAGAAAAAGUUAGCAAUAACCAUUUUUGUGGCCAUACAGUGCUUCAUGUUGGCUCUUCAAUUGGACCCGGAACACUUCAGUGCUCAUUUAAACCUUGGAGUUAUCUUUCAUCUUGAGGUAGGUUGCGACUAGAGAUUAUGACAUGAUAUACUUAAUCUGUUUAGAGUUGCCCAGAAUUCCUUCAUCUUUGCCAAGUCAUUUGGCGACACUUGCUCAGGCGAAGAGACAUAAUCACUGUUAAGCAGUCAUAUUGUUAAUUAAAUCUUGUCAUGUUAGGUCUAUAAUUAGAGAGCUUUAGAUCCUGAGACGAGAACGACUACGACUACGAGAUUUUCUCAGUACUAACUAUAGUGCUCUUGCGUGAGCCAGCAUCAUAUAUUUUGGCGGGAAAAUGUGAUAGCCGUCGUCAUUCUACUACGAGUUUUAGCGAGAAUGUCGUAGUGGCGGGAACAUGUUAUCAAAUUGUAGAAGUUUUAUCAUUUUGCUAUCGGGAGAGGGCUUAACCUCCUUCAGUAUAAAUAACUGUACUAACUGUUUUGGAGAAAUAAAGUAAAAUGAAUCUUUCCGGGGUGUGUGUUUUUUUUAAAGUACACUCGCAAAAGUUUUAAGUUAAAUCUCGUACUCGUUAUCGUCCCCAAAUCUAAAGCUCUCUAAUACCGGAACAGUCAACUCUCUCGACGAAGAGCUCUUUGGGACCGACACUAAGUGUCCGUCUAAGAGAGGUGUCCGUCGGAUAGAGAGUCAAAAAAAGGGAGUAAAGAAAGGCAGGGACCAACUCUAGGUGUCCGUUUUAUUGACUUGUCGGUCUCAUUAAGAUGUCUGGUAAUAGAGAGUCGAUUGUAUUACUCAAUGACAAAUAUUAGUGAAUACCAGAGAGGAAACUUUAAUAUUGCGCUUUACUUUUUACAGGGAAAUUAUGCAGAAGCACGCUUUCAUUAUGAAACUGCUGCUAAGUUGAAUCCAAACGACAACACUUUGAAACAAAAUCUGGCAAAGCUACAACGCCUUGAGAAAAGAAGUCAAAAGUAA
Porites lobata is the source of this 14895-nucleotide messenger RNA. Lineage: Eukaryota; Metazoa; Cnidaria; Anthozoa; Scleractinia; Poritidae. The record is from the annotation of a GenBank genome assembly.